CGCAGGGCGGGCGGAGCUGCAGCAGGCAGGCGGCGAAGGGGGCUGGCCAGGCUGCAGAGCGCCCUUGCGGCUUUUCCUGCUCGAAUCUCCGCGCUCCCUGCCCGGCUGCCUCCCCCGGCCCUGCCAUGCCGCUCUCCGGCCCCGGGCUGCUGCCCUGCCCGCCGCCCCUCACCCUGCGCCCCCUCUGAAAGCCAGCCAGGAUCGGUCCCCUCCCCCACCCCAGCCCGGGCUAACGACCGAGCCCCGGGGAGAGGAUGGUGCAGAAAUCCCGCAACGGAGGCGUGUACCCGGGUGCGACCGGAGAGAAGAAGCUGAAAGUGGGGUUCGUGGGGCUGGAUCCCGGCGCCCCGGAUUCCAACCGGGAUGGGGCGCUGCUGAUCGCCGGCUCGGAGAGCACCAAGCGGGGCAGCAUCCUGAGCAAGCCCCGCUCCGGGAUCUCCGGGACGGGGAAGCCCCCCAAGAGGAAUGCCUUUUACCGCAAGCUGCAGAAUUUCCUCUACAACGUGCUGGAGAGACCCCGCGGCUGGGCCUUCAUUUACCACGCCUACGUUUUUCUCCUAGUUUUCUCCUGCCUGGUACUAUCCGUCUUUUCAACCAUCGAUGAGUAUCAGAACAGCUCAGAAGGGGCCCUCUACAUCCUGGAAAUAGUCACCAUCGUGGUGUUUGGUGUGGAAUACUUCGUGAGAAUCUGGGCUGCCGGUUGCUGCUGUCGAUACCGGGGCUGGAGGGGAAGGUUAAAAUUUGCCCGCAAACCCUUCUGUGUCAUUGACAUCAUGGUGCUGAUUGCGUCCAUUGCCGUGCUGGCAGCAGGAUCCCAAGGGAAUGUCUUUGCCACCUCGGCUCUCAGGAGUUUGCGGUUCCUGCAGAUAUUGCGCAUGAUACGAAUGGACCGUAGAGGUGGUACCUGGAAGCUUCUGGGGUCUGUGGUCUAUGCCCAUAGCAAGGAGCUGAUUACUGCCUGGUAUAUUGGCUUUCUGUGCCUCAUUCUGGCCUCUUUCCUGGUGUACUUGGCCGAGAAAGGAGAAAAUGAGCACUUUGAUACAUACGCAGAUGCGCUCUGGUGGGGCCUGAUUACACUCACCACCAUCGGCUAUGGGGACAAGUAUCCACAGACAUGGAAUGGGCGUCUCCUGGCUGCAACUUUCACCCUCAUUGGGGUCUCCUUUUUCGCCCUCCCUGCUGGCAUUUUAGGUUCUGGCUUUGCCCUGAAGGUUCAAGAACAGCAUCGGCAAAAGCACUUUGAGAAGAGGCGAAACCCUGCAGCUGGCCUGAUUCAGGCUGCUUGGAGGUUCUAUGCCACCAACCUCUCUCGAACUGACCUGCACUCUACCUGGGAGUACUAUGAACGCACAGUCACCGUUCCCAUGUACAGCUCGCAAACGCAAACGUAUGGUGCCUCCAGACUCAUUCCGCCUCUGAACCAGCUGGAACUCCUCAGGAACCUGAAGAGCAAAUCGGGACUGACUUUCAGGAAAGAGCAGCAGCCUGAGCCAUCACCCAGUCAGAAGGUCAGCUUGAAAGACCGUGUCUUCUCCAGUCCCCGAGGUUCUGGAACUAAAGGGAAAAGCUCUCCACAGGCUCAGAGCCUCCGGAGAUCCCCCAGCGCUGAUCAGAGCAUUGAAGAUAGCCCGAGCAAGGUGCCCAAAAGCUGGAGCUUUGGAGACCGGAGCCGAGCCCGGCAGGCAUUCCGGAUCAAGGGAGCUGCGUCUCGACAGAACUCUGAAGAAGCAAGUCUCCCUGGAGAAGACAUUCCGGAUGAUAACAAAAGCUGCAACUGCGAGUUUGUGACGGAAGAUUUAACGCCAGGACUUAAAGUCAGCAUCAGGGCAGUGUGCAUCAUGAAAUUUCUUGUUUCCAAACGGAAGUUCAAGGAGAGCCUUCGGCCUUACGAUGUGAUGGAUGUCAUCGAGCAGUAUUCAGCCGGUCACUUGGAUAUGCUCUCCCGGAUUAAAAAUCUCCAGUCCAGGAUAGAUAUGAUUGUGGGUCCCCCGCCCCCUUCAACUCCCCGGCAUAAGAAGUAUUCAACCAAAGGACCCAUGCUCUCUUCCAAAGAGUCACCCCAAUACUCUCCUAGAGUUGACCAGAUUGUUGGACGAGGGACAUCAAUGACAGACAAGGAUCGAACCAAAGGGCCAGCAGAGGGGGAGCUUCCAGAAGACCCAAGCAUGAUGGGCAGGCUUGGAAAAGUUGAAAAGCAGGUUCUGUCCAUGGAGAAGAAGCUGGACUUUCUGGUGAACAUUUACAUGCAGAGGAUGGGUAUCCCAUCAACGGAAGCAGAAGCCUAUUUUGGGUCCAAAGAACCAGACCCGGCUCCACCCUACCACAGUCCAGAAGACAGCCGGGAGCACAUGGACAAAAAUGGCUGCAUCAUCAAGAUCGUCAGGUCUACCAGUUCAAUGGGACAAAAGAAUUUCUCUGCACCACCAGCCCCAACAAUGCCAACCAACACAUGUCCCCCUUCAACGUCCUGGCAGCACCAGCCAUACCAGCGGCAUAGCCAUGGAUCCUCCCCAGUUGGAGAUCCUGGCUCUUUGGUAAGAAUCCCGCCCCCACCUUCACAUGAGCGCUCCUUGUCCGCUUACAGUAGCGGGAAGAGGGCCAGUGCUGAGUGCCUGAGGAACGAAGACAUUACAGCUAAACACCAUGACAGCGCCUUGAGAGACAGUGACACGUCCAUUUCCAUUCCGUCAGUCGAUCACGAGGAACUGGAACGCUCCUUUAGUGGAUUUAGCAUUUCCCAGUCCAAAGACAAUUUGGACAUCCUUAACAACGGUUGCUAUGCAGCAGUGGCUCCCUGUGCCAAAAUCAGACCCUACAUUGCAGAAGGAGAGUCAGACACUGAUUCUGACCUCUGCACACCUUGUGGCCCACCUCCCAGGUCAGCCACAGGUGAAGGACCUUUCAGUGACAUGGGCUGGUCAGCCCCUAGACAGUGAAGCAUCUUGACAUCUAUUGAGCCAAGUCAGAGCACUGGCCAGCCACCCAUUCAUGCCAUCCCCAUGUAGAACUUCUUGAGGAGAUCUACAGCUAAGGUUUUAUGAAUCCAGAACAUACUUAGCUUGUGGAUAUUUUCUUACAGCUUACUCUGGGGACAGACGCUGAGCCAGCAUUCAGUAGAAAGAGGCCACUGUGGUGAAUAAUUCGGAGCCUUGAAGUGUCUCGAUUUCUUUCAUACUAUCUUUCUAAGAUAAUUAGGUGAAACGAUAUCACAGUACAGGGUAGGCAACCACAUUUAUUGGUAAUCCUUUAGGGUAAAGGGAACAAAUAUCACCUGCAAGGGUUUUUUUUUUGGGGGGGAAGGGGGUUAACUGGUGAUUGAACAUAUCUUUUACAUGGUAAUUACCAUACCAUGAUACUGGGUGAUUACACAGUCAAAUACUUUAGAAGUGCAACGCGAUUACAUGAUUAUUUCUGUCUUGUAAAACAUUCCAGGUUACACGAUGAUUACUUUUGAAUUUACGGAACGUGAUCCUCCAUUAACCAUUCGGGAACGUAGUGUGAUUACCGUAUAAUUCAUGGAAGCCCAGUUGGCUCUUGACAAAUUGGGAUGUUUACUUUCACGUUACAGUAUUGCCCUAAGAAAGACGUAUGCUGUCAGGAUGAGUCGAGGUAGAAUGUUAGCAGGCAUCAUUUGGAACCAGAAUGAUUUUCAAAUUAAAUUUGCUACGUGGCUUAGGUGGAGGAGGAAGUUCAAAGACACAAAAUCUGUCUUUGAAGGCAAAGAGGAACACCACAAAGGACAUGGGACAAGGCAUUUUACAUUUAAACCAUGUAUUAUAUUUAAUAGCGUACCCGCCAAAAUUUACAGAACGGGAAGCCAUAAUUCCACCUGCGGGGUUGUAGUAACUUGAAGUUGCUGUCGUAAUUUUUGAUAUUGCUAGCAGCACUGUGGUGAACUUACAGCCACAAGAGACACAGCUACGGGGAGAGGGACGUUCCUCAAGAUACUGUGACCCCUCUGAUGUUGCAAGGCAAGGAACGAGAGCACCAGCAGCGCCUGAGCCCUGUAACUCAAAAUAUUGCCCAUUUCGUACACCGUUCGCAUUAUGCCUGGAUGCUUUUGCGGCAAAGUUCCUUCCUCCUUUCCUCCACUACCCGAUCCUGGAUCACAAAGCUGUCCUUCGGACUUCUCCAUUGUUUUGUUUAGAUCCUUCAUGCUGAGUCACGAGGUGCUUCCUUGUUUCCUCCUGAUUUCUUUUAUACACCUGUGACCUGUAUUUAUCCACAAGGGCUGGCAGUGGAAGUCUUUCUAUUUUUUCUCUUUUGCUCCCUCUUGAAAAGCCAGGUAAAGAUCAUGUCACUGUUAUUGGCGCAUGAAGCUGGGGGAAAACUGAUGAUGCAGGAGGUUUCUUUCAGGACCAAAACAAAGUCACAAAGUGAUCCUUUACUGUCCCAGAGCGGCAGGGGUCACUCAAGGGGAUGGGUCAUAGGAAUCUGGAUCAACAGUCAGGGCUGCUACACAGGAGCCAUCGCCAUGCCCACUGAAUCCACCCAUUUAACUGGAGCCCUACACACCUUGUGUGUUUUCUGAAAGGGAUAAACUGCAGUUGUGUCAGGACUGUGUCAGCUAUUUGUGUCCGUCUCUCCUCCCCCGCCCCCUCGCCAAUGUCAGUGGCCAGUUUUCAUGAUAUUUCAAAUAUACGACAUGCCCCCAUGUCCCUUAGGCCUUGCUGCACCUAAUACAGGUGUGAUCCCUCCAUUUUGAAAGGUUGACCUGCUGGUGGUGAGAGGAGAAACCUGGUGUAUUCGUUCCUUCUGGUCAUUAGGAGAAGCAGCCUGGGAAGCUAAGGAGGAAAAAGACAAAUUUAGGCAUAACACACUGCAAUUCAGUGGUAUCGGGGGGUGCACACAAUCUGGCAGCCAUAAAACACCACCUAGAGGGACACGUACAGCUCUGGUCCCGGAACUCAAUGUGAUUCCAUGAGAUUCUCUAGAACAUGAAGUCUUCAAAACGAGAUUUGAGGACUUCAGUAACUCAGUGAGAGGUUACCUAUUGCAGGAGUGGGUGGGGGAGGUUUUAUGGCCUGCAGGGAGAAGGAGGUCAGACAAGAUGAUCACGAUGGUCUUUUCUGGCCUUAAAGUCUAUGAGUCUGUGAGAUUCACCCACCAGGGCAGGAAAUCCGCUGCUGAACAGGUGGGUCUUUUUGGUUUCUGGAGGGAAAAUAAAACAAUUCUUUUAUACAUCUAGUCAGGGCCAACAUGCAGCACUUGCCUGGGAGUGGUGGGGGGAAAUGAUAUAUAAUCUUCAAAUCCAGUUAGCCUCAAUAUAUGAGUGAAAGGGAGAUAACCUACUCUUUUUAGGGGGGUCCUGUGCAUCUGUGUCUCCAAGGAUAGAGAGGAGAGACCUUUGCACGUCCAGAGCUUCCUCCCCAUUCCUGCCAUAUUCUGCAAUUCUUUCUUCCCCACUCAAGCUGCCUGGAGCCUUCUUUUGGCUCUAGAAUUCCUAAUCUGGAGUAGCUCCUGUGAUGUAUCUAACUAAAAGUAAUUAGUGUAUGAUACACCUAACCUCAAUAAGAGUGUUUGCUUUGAAUUUGGAACUAUCAUACAUUAAAGUCCAUAUUUAUAAAGGGCAGCUUAUUCCCACACUCUCUCUAAACUCACCUGGCCUGACUUUCAUAAGAUGUGGCCCACAGGCUACAUUUACAUGGAAAAUUGCUGCACAUGAAUGUGUAAGUCUGACUUUUGCCCAUGCAGCUGUAUUUAAGCAUGUACAAAAAAAGGGUAUAUAGGUGGGCACAAAAAUGCUGGCAAACUCCAAUGGGGCCCACAAAGAUGCAUCUUCUAAUGGGCCACUAAAAAUGCACCCAUGAUAUUUGCAGGUAAUUCCAUUUACUUAUGCAAAAAUCUGCAUUUGCAUAGCUGACUGCUCAGCUGUAAACAAUUACCCAAUUCGAGGAACACGUGUGCUUUUGCACAUGCAAGUAAACCUAGGGUACGUCUACACAGCAAAGAAAAACUCACGGCUGGGUUUCAGUGGGUUUCCUCUAGAUUUGCACUGGUGUAACUCAGAACAGAAUUUGGACCUAAUGGAUGGUUUUGUUGCUCAUCCACCUACAUAGUUUUUCUCAUUGCAAAUUCCAGUCUAAUCCUCCCCAUGACUCCUCACGCGAUCUUUCUGUCUCCAUUCCUUCCCCCACUCCCAUUGCAUAUGCAGUUGCUGGAGAGCCAGUAAUGCAACGUUUUCUGAGUUUCUCAGUUUGAUGGUUGAGAAACAUUAAUUUUCUGGAGAGAAGGUUUGAUUUUUGGCUCAUAAAUUUCCUCCAGUAAGGAUGGUUAAUGAGAAAUGCAAAGGAAACUUUCUCCCCUCUGCCUCACUGCUGCUUAGCCUGUCUGUAGCAUCUGUUGCACCUCUGUGUUUCUAGCUAUAUAAUCUGUACACUCAAACACAUAAACUAGUUUUAGGAGCUGCUAAGUUGUGACACAAGCCCAAGAAAAGCUAGGAAAUUCAAAGUGAAUGACACUGUUCCAGACAAGCUGUGAGCCAAAUUUUCAGUGGGCCUUCUUACCUGCACCUUUGGUAUUUGUAACUGUGUCUGUUUGGACAUACAGAAGCUGUGUUUGUGUCCACAUGUGUGCAGAAGAAGAAGUGUCCUUAAAACAAAACCCAGGAUCUAAACCCCAGGAAACUUUGAAAGGUUUCAAAAUCUGGUCCCAGAUCUUGCUUUGAAUGUUGCAAAUGGCCCCCCAUCUUUGUAAUGUGCCAGCUCAAAAACUGGGUAUGAAACCGUACUGAAUUUGGGGAUGUUCAAAGUCCAAGUUAGAAUGCAAAUUUCGCAGUUUGUGCACAUCUCACAAAGAACUGAGGUUGCAGACAAAACAAGCUCGGUCCAGAGAAGGCCUUUGGAGACUAUGGCCCUGAGUCAUAAGAGCAGAGCACCAGCCCCAGCUUGAAUUUCCCAACGUUUGGGAAAGAACUUUAAUGUUAUUUAAAUGUAGAUUUUGUAUGUGAAUUUCCUUGCUGACUCAUUUUCUUAACAUUAAUUUCUAAGCAAACAAAAAAUAUAAAAGAAAUUAAUGAAAAACAUAUUGUUUGACCCAGAGAGCCAUUGCAUGUCCUUAGGCAAACCACGUAAUGAAUCAGGUAUGUAAAAAAAUAUUUUUAAAGCAGCUUCAGGGAUUCAGGUAUCUUCAGUAGAGUCAUUUCUAUUUGCAGGGUAAUCAGGCAUAAUUGGAACAAAUGGGGAAAUCUAAAGUCAGGGCUGAAACAUCAGUUUUACACCCUGCUGGAAUGACUCGGUAGCAGCUUUGGUCUUGUCUACAGCAAGAAUUUGCCCUGAUUUUAGCCAUGCUUCAAACAAUGGGAAGCCGUGCCAGUGCAAGUCAUGGCUCUUCAUGUCUACACUUCAGGUUCAGUGGCUGGGAUCAGGGUAAAUUCCCAAUGCAGUCAAGACCGGUGAGCCAUAGUCUGCCCUGAGAUGUAUACCAAGAAAAGGCAGUGACAAAUAAACACACGCUUCGAAGAUAGAAUUUGGCCCUACGAUUUUGAAUGACUUGGCUUUCAGUUUGAUCAGAAACCUAAUGUCAUUUAAACAAAGCUUUUAACUUCAGCAUGUUGUUUUGUUUAGUUAGAAUUUUGUUGGGAAAAGAUCAACAAAAUUUCUUAAGAGUCAUAAUACUUAAAUUAUUUAAAUAUGCUAAUUGAAAUGUAAGAAGUAUAAUAUUUAUCCAAGAGAGAAGAAAGUUGCUCCACAUCUUUCUUACAUCCCUGAAUGAAGAUUUUUGAAUUAUUUGUGGUGUUUACACUCCCUGAUCCCUGUAUUUUCAGCUGUCCAACCAACAUUAGUGAUCUUCCUGAACCAAGCAGAGAUGGUGCUGUUCAGAAUGUCAGCUGUUCCCAACACCCCACAAAGAAGUUGAGUGCCCUACCCUGCAGAGAUACUACCCAAUCUCUGCUGUCCCAGAUAAGACCAUCAUAAAGGACUGGAAGGGAUCUCCAGGGUAAUGAAGUCCAGUCCCCAUCACUGCAGACAACCACAUAAUAUAAUCGCUUUCAUAAACAUAUCAAGCUCCAGCUUAGAACCAGUUAGGCUUCUUGCCCCCACUACUUCCUGGUGAUCACAGACAAGAUCUAGGAGUCAAAGCAGGUCGUCAAUUGGAGCUCCAGAGAUCUAUUCUAUGAAAGUGCAAGUGGUGAGGUGGGGAUCCCUAUCUCAGAGAGUUUGUCCCUCUCUGUGAUGCCAGGUUUCAGAGUUGUAGCCGUGUUAGUCUGUAUCAGCAAAAACAACACGGAGUCCUUGUGGCACCUGAGAGACUAACAAAUUUAUUUGGGCAUAAACUUUCAUGGGCUAGAACUCAC
Messenger RNA from Chelonia mydas (Green sea turtle), 8296 nucleotides. RefSeq names its product potassium voltage-gated channel subfamily Q member 2 (gene KCNQ2). The transcript is spliced from 17 exons. NCBI's taxonomy places the organism in Eukaryota, Metazoa, Chordata, Testudines, Cheloniidae. Gene Ontology annotation, biological process: potassium ion transport; transmembrane transport. Gene Ontology annotation, molecular function: voltage-gated potassium channel activity. The coding region runs from base 255 to 2936 and encodes 893 amino acids. Gene Ontology annotation, cellular component: membrane. The record is from RefSeq and is a predicted model, not a curated record.